UAAGUUUGCCCAUCAAUGCUUUCAAUUUCUUCACUAGUUCUCUAGCUUGGCAGAUAUUCCCAAUCUUUCAUCGCUGUUUUUGCCCUCUGCAAGAAUUACUGGAUACAACAAGGCUCAUUAGAAUGAUUUUUAGCAAGAGCUACGCUGGGGUAACAGCCGCAGAUCUCAAAGACCCAACUUUCAAGAAACCCUCUCGGACAGGGAGUUGGGAUCGAGUCAUAGUUUACGAUCCUGAAAGUGGCGAUUUAAGCAGACAUAGGAAAUCCACCGUAGACGAAGAUCAUGCAUACCAAAAAUUCGAAAUACCCAGAGGGAGGAGGGAAUUGUCGUUAUUUGUGGAUUCAGAGACGGAGACAAGGCUGAAAACAGACGCAGAGGAACAAAUUGGGAACUACCUGUUUUACGCGAAGUUGAGAUUCGAUAAGCUGGGGCCAGUUAAUCACCUCUUGGAAAUUUUUGGUGUCUUGUCUCUCAGAAACCUAUACGUCUCCGGUCUAUGCCGUACUGAAGAGUCAAAGGAUGAGGAACAAAAGCAUAGAUUCUAAUCCCACUUCCACUUCUCCUUACUGCCUGAACCUUUUCAUAAGCCAUUCUUUAUAGUUGUUGUAGUAGUCGCAUUUGAAUUUAUUGGUCGUUGUGAUCCGAGUCGGAAAACGGGUAACGUGAUUGUGAGAUAAGAUGUCUCCCUUGCGCAAGCUACGAGCAGGAUAUAACACAUUGUUCAAAAAAGGUGGGUUCUUCUCGUGUUCUACUGAUUGUCUCACAAUGACUAGUCCAAUUGA
This is a messenger RNA of Periconia digitata, 782 nucleotides long. NCBI's taxonomy places the organism in Eukaryota, Fungi, Ascomycota, Dothideomycetes, Pleosporales, Periconiaceae. The record is from the annotation of a GenBank genome assembly.